Molecule: messenger RNA, 2001 nt
Organism: Anoplopoma fimbria (sablefish)
Lineage: Eukaryota; Metazoa; Chordata; Actinopteri; Perciformes; Anoplopomatidae
Gene: nasp
Product: nuclear autoantigenic sperm protein (histone-binding)
Biological process (GO): DNA replication-dependent chromatin assembly; CENP-A containing chromatin assembly
Cellular component (GO): nucleoplasm
Molecular function (GO): histone binding
Source: RefSeq, a predicted model, not a curated record
CAAUCUCCCGCGUCCCAAGUUAAGCGGAAAUAGGGAGCCCUUCUUUUCUCUAUUUAAGCGCGCCAACAAAGCCUGUCAGAGGAGGUACAUCUGCACUUUGUUCACUGGACACCACGCCGUUUGUGUUGUCUCCCUCCAUUGUCUCUGUCAGCGUCCUGAAAGAAGAAAUGCCGGAGGAAACGUCCGCCGCCGCGUCGAGCUCCGGGAGUGUGGAGGAGAAGCCGUGCUCCUCCUCUUCCUCCUCCUCUUCAUCAGCUGCUGCUGCUGCUGGAGACAGCUCAGUUGACGUCGCAGAGGAGGCAAAGAAGCUGAUCGGCACAGGGAACAGACAUCUAGUGAUGGGAGAUGUAGUUUCUGCUGUCAGUGUCUUCCAGGACGCCUGCAGCAUGCUGGCUGCAAAAUACGGGGACACUGCAGAAGAGUGUGGUGAGGCCUUCUUCCUGUGUGGGAAGUCCCUUCUGGAGCUGGCCAGGAUGGAGAACAGUGUCCUUGGUAAUGCCCUGGAGGGAGUCCCAGAAGAAUCUGAGGAAGAGGAGCAGCCUAACAGCUCAAAUGUUGAGAGUGCCAACAAUCUUGAUGAAAAAACUAGAGAUGAGCUACGCAUGCAGGUGUAUGAUGCAAUGGCAGAGAAGGAGAUAACUGAGGCGGUUGACUCCAAGCUGGAGUCUGAGGAUGGAGAGGGCGACACUCAGGUGAAAAAAGAAAACGGUGUUGUCAAGUUCCCAGGCAAACAUGAUCUGAAUGGAUCAGAGGAACCCUCAAAUACCCCUGUGAGCAACAAAGAAAACGGUUCAGUUCAAAAAGCUAAGGUGAAUGGAGUUGAGAAGAGCCCAGUUGCUCCGGUGAACGGUCUGGAGGAAAGUCCGACUGCGUCUCCUGUAAAAGAAGAUGCGCUAGAGAAGGUAGAGGAUCAAAAGGGGCAGAAGACCGGCGGUAAAGACACGGACUCCAAGCCAGAGGCUGAACAGGACAAUGAGGAACCAGAGGGUGAUGAUGACGACGAUGAUGAUGAUGACGAUGAUGAUGAGGAUGGAGAGAAAAAUGGACAGGAUAAGGAGGAAGAUGAAGUUGGGAAUUUGCAGUUGGCGUGGGAGAUGCUGGAGGUCGCUAAAGUCAUCUACAAAAGAAAUGAAGGCAAAGACGACCAGCUGAUGGCAGCCCAGGCAUAUCUGAAACUUGGAGAAGUCAGUGCUGAGUCAGGCAACUAUCCUCAGGCGCUAGAAGACUUCCAGGAGUGUCUCGCUCUGCAGCUCAAGCACCUGCCGCCCCACAGUCGUCUGCUGGCUGAGACCCACUACCAUGUCGCCACGACACUGUGCUACAUGGAUCAGUACAGCCAAGCCAUCCAGCACUACAACAGCUCCAUAAAAGUCAUCGAGACCCGACUGGCCAUGUUGCAGGAGGCGAUUGGGGCUGCAGAAGAGAAGAACGAGAUGGAGGAGCUGAAGCAGCUUCUGCCAGACAUCAGGGAAAAGGUGGAGGAUGCCAAGGAAAGCCAGAGAACCGCUAGCGCUGCCUCCCAGGCCAUCCAGCAGACACUAGGCGGAGCCUCAACCUCAUCAGCAUUCCAAUGUGAAAAUGGCGGCCCUUCCUCAUCUUCAGCAUUUGCCACAGCCAGCCAGAUCCCAGUCAAACCGUCUGACAGCGGCUCGUCUUCCAAAGCAGUCUCGAACAUCUCCCACCUCGUCAGGAAAAAGAGGAAACCAGAGGAGGAGAGCCCAGUAAAGGACACUGAGGCUAAACAAGUGAAACAAGAAGCCACAGUUAAUGGCGCUGACUCUAGUGCCAGCAACGGCAAUGGAGUCCAGGAGGGAAAAUCACAGGAGUCUGCCACCCAGUCAGCCUCUGUCGGGUCGUCAGCGUGACCGUCCUCGUCUCUUUCCUGAUCUUCGAAACCAGCACAGCAUGCCUCUCCAGCCCCGCCACCUUCAACACUUUUGUUUUUGUAAAUAAGAUCAUUUUCAUAGAUUUUUGUCUGUCCAGUUUUGUAUACUUGUAGUA